This is a messenger RNA of Exophiala viscosa, 2667 nucleotides long. Its product is annotated as protein phosphatase. Gene Ontology annotation, biological process: proteasome-mediated ubiquitin-dependent protein catabolic process; ubiquitin recycling. Lineage: Eukaryota; Fungi; Ascomycota; Eurotiomycetes; Chaetothyriales; Herpotrichiellaceae. The record is from RefSeq and is a predicted model, not a curated record. Bases 1 to 2415 code for a protein of 804 amino acids. Gene Ontology annotation, cellular component: cytoplasm; nucleus. Gene Ontology annotation, molecular function: ubiquitin binding. The transcript has 2 exons.
AUGAGUGGUUCGGCGCCGGAGUUCAAGCUGAGCGCAACGCUCAAAGGCCAUCAGAGCGAUGUCCGAGGUGUCCUCCUACCAGACCCCUCCUUUGCCGCAACAGCAUCUCGCGAUGGCACAACCAAGGUCUGGAAGCGGACGUCCACAACUCCGCCGAGCUACGAUCCAUCGGAAUCGUCCCAAGGAGCACAAUUCAAGACAUGCUUAGCAUACGUGCCACCCUCGAAAGAAUUCCAGGAUGGUCUCAUUCUCUCCGCUGGACAAGAUGCCCUCAUCGAGGCAAGACAGCCCACCUCCACAGCAGAAGUAAAUGCCGAUGCGAUCAUGGUGGGCCACAGUCAUCAAGUCUGUUCUCUAGAUGUCUGCGCCGAAGCCAAUUACUUCGUGAGUGGAAGCUGGGAUAGCACAGCAAAAGUAUGGGAGAUUGGCAGAUGGGAGGUUGCAUUCGAUUUACCAGGUCAUACUGCCACUGUUUGGUCAGUCCUCGCAUACGACCGAGAAACCAUCCUCACUGGCUGCGCCGAUCGAGCCAUUAGAGUCUUCGAUGUCCGUGGAAAGAUGCUUCGGUCCUGGGAUGGGAAAGAUAUCGUCCGUGCACUGACGAAGCUGCCAAAGGGAAAUUCUACAGGGGCAGAAAUUGCUUCAGCUUCCAACGAUGGAGUGAUCCGGUUAUGGACCUUGAAAGGUGAUCUCGUUGCCGAACUGUUUGGCCACGAAGCCUUCAUCUACUCACUAGCUAUUCUACCUUCUGGUGAGAUUGUCAGUUCUGGAGAGGAUCGCUCAGUACGGAUAUGGCAAGGGACGAAUUGUGUUCAGGUCAUAACACUGCCUGCCAUUUCUGUGUGGACCGUCUCUACAUCUCCUAACGGCGACAUCAUUGUUGGAUCGAGUGACAAGCUCGCACGGAUAUUUACCCGGGACCCAGAGAGGACGGCAGAUGCAGAGAGUCUGGCACAAUUCGAAGAAUCAGUAAAAGCAUCAAGCAUACCACAACAACAAGUCGGCCAGGUUAACAUGACCGAUCUACCGGGCCCAGAAUUUCUCCAACGCAAGUCUGGUACGAAAGAGGGUCAAAGUCAAAUCGUCAAGGAAAGCGAUGGCAGCGCAUCCCUGUAUCAGUGGUCGAUGUCCCAACAGUCAUGGAUCAAAAUCGGUCAGGUCGUGGAUUCUACCUCGUCAGGUGGCAAUAAGACGGCCUACAACGGAAAGGAGUAUGAUUAUGUCUUCGACAUCGACAUUGAGGACGGCAAACCUCCGCUCAAGCUGCCGUAUAACGUCACAGUAAACCCAUACGAUGCGGCCACGAAAUUCCUGCAGGACAACGAAUUACCCAUGACAUACCUCGAAGAGACCGCCAAUUUUAUCAUCAAGAACACGCAAGGUGCGACCUUGGGACAGUCACAGCCUGUCGGAGCUGAUCCAUGGGGCACCGAGAACAGAUAUCGACCCGGUGAAGUUCCUACCUCGUCAUACCAGCCACCUCCAGCUCCAGCCAAACAAACCUUGCCCCAGAAGGAGUAUCUCCCCGUAGUUAUAGGAAAACCAGCGGCGGCGAUGGCUCAGAUCUCUAAGAAGAACGCCGAGUACGGCGGAAGUGAGAUGGUUGUUUCGGAAGACGAGAUCAAAACAUUGUCGGCAGUGGCUCAGCAGUUGGAAAAAUACAAUUUCCAAGGCAAGCCGUCGCUGGCCAGCUCUUCAGAACUUCAAGAGGCGGUGUCAAUACUGAUACGGGUUGGGACGCACUGGCAACCUCCCGCAAAUCGACUGGCUGGCCUGGAUCUCCUGCGUUUCAUUGCCGCCGCCGCGAAAGAGUUCCCUGUCGCUGAUGCCGACGGCGUCGAUGUCGUUGCAAGUAUAUUAGGAAGCGGCAUUUUCGACGCUGACUUUGUUCGUUCCAACAACAAACUUGCCAUGAUUGCGAUGCGCUUUUACUCCAACCUUCUCUACACCUCUGGCAAUGGCAGGGAGCUUGUGCGGGAACAUCUUGAGAGCAUCCUGGAAAGUCUGAAACCGUUGUCAGCCAUCGUGACGACUGACGUCUCUGUUGCUGUGGCUCUUACAACACUCUAUCUCAACAUCGCCGUACUCAUUACUAGCGACAAGAGCAGCAACUCCGAUGCCAACGCCAACUAUGGCCUAUCUUUAGUGGAGGAAUUGUCUCAGGUCUUGGCUGCGUUUCCUGCUGUCAACCAUACCGCAUCUGCGGCUCCUUCAGCGCAGUCAACUGAACCUGCGUACCGGACCACAGUUGCACUUGGAACGAUAUUGGUCGGAUUAAAACAUGCAGCGCUCACAUCAGCUGCAAAGGACAUCUUUGAUGUACCGAAUGCUCUGGCCCAUUUACGCAGCAAGAAGUACUUGGAGGAACCGAGGUUCAAGACGGUGGUGAGCGAGAUUCAGGCUGCUCUGCGGUGAUGCUUCUGCCAGAAUCGACAGUGUGAAUAGCGAUCUGGUUAACGUCAACUGAGUUGAUACGAUGACCGGUUGGCGUUGGCUUCCGCCAUCGUCUAGUUGAGAGUAUCUUUGCGAUCUGAACAAGGCGUACUGAGCACACACAUCUCAUGCCGCGAAAGCAUCUUUAUUUGCAGAUUUGAAAAGGACACUGGCAAAAGAAAAGCAUAGCAAGGCGGGUAGAACGGUAUCAUGAGAUCAUGAGACAUGAUUUAU